GGGCGGGGUUGGAUGUAUAAGAUGCCCUUGUUGCGCGCAAUGUAGUAGACUGACUGCUCGAUUACUGUUCUACCGUCGACCUGGAGUUAGAGGAAGUCCCAUCCUUAUCACUUUCUUGAUACCCUGCCAACCAUGGGCGAAGUCGAAGGAAUGAAGCACGGUGAAGCUGUUCGCACCUCGAGCCCGAACAGCUCCCCGUCGGAAGACAUCAUGCCGCGACCCACUGUUGCUGAAGAGGAGAAGAAGACAUUUGUCCAGAGAGUUAUGACGCCAGGUUCGGUAUGGCAAAUCAUCAUCGCCGCUCUUUUGGCUAUCGCCAUCGGUCUAGCCGUUACCACCACCGUAGACGAGGUGCCAGCCGCAGCCAUCACCAUUCUUGCGAUCCCGGGUAACCUCUGGUUACGCGCUUUGAGGGCAGUCGUCCUUCCCAUGAUUGUCACUGCCAUGAUUCUGGCUAUUCAGCGUCUGCGUAACAUGACACAAGGAGGUGGUGCAGCCGGUAAACUCGCUCGCUGGACGAUUGGCUACUAUGUGAUUACUACCGUCAUCGCUGUCGCCCACUCCGCCCUCCUGGUUGGGCUGGUAUGGAGCAAAUUAAUGAAUCCAGUCUCAGGCAGUGCCUUGGAUCUAGACGAGGACAACCAGGAACUUGUGGACGAGAGAAAAGAAACUGCUAUUCACGAUGUCGUCGAGGACAUGUUCUUCUCGCUGGUCCCACAAAACGUCGUCAACGCGCUAGCCACCGAUGCCCUUCUCUCGGUGUUAGUCAUGGCAGUCGUCCUGGGCUAUGUCAUCAAACCAGGAGGCGCGAUCCACCGAGCAGUCGAAGAAGUUGAGGUUAUUGUCCUCAAGAUCAUCACGGUCCUUAUCCACCUUGCGCCAAUCGGAGUGUUCUUUCUGAUCAUGCCAAACCUCUUCCGCCUCGACAUCGCUGAGAUUGGCGCGAACCUGGGCAUACUCAUCGGAGGAACACUAGUCGGCAUGUUUAUCCAUCUGUUUAUCAUAAUUCCCAUCAUCUUUUUCGCAUUCACCAGGAGCAACCCUUAUACGUUCUGGAUGAAGAUGAGUCCUGCUUGGAUCACCGCUUGGGGUACCGCAUCAAGCGCUGCGACCUUGCCGGUCACCAUCCGUUGCGUGUUGAAACAGGGAAUACCCAUCACAGUAACGAAAUUUGCCGUGCCUCUCGGUUGUUUGAUUAACAUGGACGGAACUGCUAUCUACUUUCCAAUCGUGGUUGUGUUUCUGGCUGCCACUCAAGGUAUUACGUUGAAUGCAGCUGAUUACAUCAUCAUCAUCUUGCUCUCGACCCUUGCGUCGAUCGGAACGACGCCUAUUCCAAGUUCAAGUCUGGUCCUGGUGGUUAUGAUUGCUUCCAGUGUUGACAUCCCUAUCACUGGAAUGUACGCCGUUGUCAUCGCCAUCGAUUGGUUCCUUGAUCGCUUCCGGACAGCAAUGAACGUCAGUUGCGAUACUUUUGCCGCCAAAGUCGUUACGCACAUAACGGGUAUUAAGGACGAAGAUGGACAGUCGUAUGAUGAGGCCGAGAACGUCGAUCCUAAUUCGCUCGGACGAACAGACGAAUCAAAAGUCUAGAUGUUCUCUCUCAGGUCCAACCUAAGGGGAUUUAAGUUUCCUGUUUUGUGUCACAGGAACCGAAUUUAUAAUGCCAUACUCUUUCAUUCAUGAUCAAUCGUUUCUCCCUUUUGGUGACGCCAGAAUUCUGUUAUCGUGUGAGACAAGCCCUACAGCAUC
This is a messenger RNA of Alternaria alternata, 1752 nucleotides long. RefSeq names its product Sodium:dicarboxylate symporter. The coding region runs from base 133 to 1593 and encodes 486 amino acids. The transcript has 3 exons. Gene Ontology annotation, biological process: L-glutamate transmembrane transport. Lineage: Eukaryota; Fungi; Ascomycota; Dothideomycetes; Pleosporales; Pleosporaceae. The record is from RefSeq and is a predicted model, not a curated record. Gene Ontology annotation, molecular function: L-glutamate transmembrane transporter activity; neutral L-amino acid transmembrane transporter activity; glutamate:sodium symporter activity. Gene Ontology annotation, cellular component: plasma membrane.